Molecule: messenger RNA, 699 nt
Organism: Eucalyptus grandis
Lineage: Eukaryota; Viridiplantae; Streptophyta; Magnoliopsida; Myrtales; Myrtaceae
Exons: 4
Coding region: 1-648 (215 amino acids)
Biological process (GO): meiotic chromosome condensation; mitotic chromosome condensation
Cellular component (GO): condensed chromosome, centromeric region
Molecular function (GO): histone binding
Source: RefSeq, a predicted model, not a curated record
AUGCCAGUCGCUGACGUCGCUUGCACGAACCUCGCCGCUGGAUGCCCGUCGCUGCCGUGCUCGCUCCGCCCGUUGUUGCCGUGCUCUGCCUCGACGCCUAUUGCCGACUACUUGACGCAAGCAGAUCUGAGCCGAGCUCAUCUCCGCUCGCGACCCACCACCGCUGCUCGCGCCAGAAGCCCCGACGACGUUGAUUAUGCUAGACAGAACACAUUUUCACUGCUAGAGGAGCGAUUACGAGAUCCUUCUCUAUUUGUUAGGAAGAAUGCUGUUCUUGUGCUCUCCCAUCUCAUAUUGAAUGAUAUGAUGAAGGUGAUUAACCAUCUUAGACCUGAAUACUUAGAAGAUGAAACGGACACCUUCCAGGGUGUGGAUGAUUGGGAUGUUCCCUGUGGAGAAUUACGUGGAGAAUCUCUUAAUUUAAGCCAGGAGGUAUGCGGUCCUUUUGAGAUGUCUGAUUCACUAAUGGAACUGGAGGAAAGGCUGAAGCUUCAGCAAGAGCCAUUGGAUCAUGGACCUACUAUUAUUUAUGUCCCUACGAGGAAAGAAACUUUGAUAAUUGCCAAAUUCUUGUGUGACUUCGGCAUCAAAGCAGCAGCUUAUAAUGCCAAGGUUUCAUUCUGCAUAAUAAAUACCCUUUUUAAUUGAUGUAUUCUCAAUUUGAUGGUUUCAUUUUGGUAUCAUUCUUGCUUCAAACUA